Molecule: messenger RNA, 1395 nt
Organism: Cynoglossus semilaevis (tongue sole)
Lineage: Eukaryota; Metazoa; Chordata; Actinopteri; Pleuronectiformes; Cynoglossidae
Exons: 4
Coding region: 359-1096 (245 amino acids)
Source: RefSeq, a predicted model, not a curated record
CACAGGGCAUUGUGGCUUUGUUUCCCUAUUUGGAAGACCGUUUUUCACAACAUGGAUAUGAACACUACUACGACCCUGAGAGUGGCUCUGGAUACCUUGCAUGGCGAUUGAAAACCAUACAAUGAAAAACUGCAGAAGAUAGAGGUGCCUCUGUCAGCAGAUCUUGCAAAGGUAUAGCGUCUUAGUGUAGAUCAUAACAAUAGUGAUUUGUUGUUACACUUGUGAGUUGUUACUUGUCCUGGCAAGAGUCACAUUGUGUUUUGUCUUAAGUUGGGGGACCAGGACAAACACUCUGCUGAUGAAGACACUGUCCGUGAGAAGAUGAAACCUACCUUCACUUAUCGCCAAGCAAUAGUCAAUGAUGAAAGCAAAUCAGCAGAUGUCUUCUUGGUUUUCCCAUGUUUUCUGGACACACCAGGACUUGUACAACAUCUUAAUUCAAUUAUUUCAUGACAAUUCCCAGUAUAGCCACAGUGCAGUAACUCUCAUUGUUACUCUUUGUUUGUAUGUGUCUGUGUUAUGGAUUGAGCAAGAUUUCAGACUUCUGUUUGGAGAGACCACUGCCAACAAAUUCUUGGAGAAGUGGCCAACUUCUUUCAAAGCUAAAGUAAUAAUGGAGAGUCAUCGACUUGUACCCACUACAGAACUCUUGGAUUUGAUGCGCAGUGCAGAGUCAGCGGCUGAAGUUGAGAAUGGCUGGGACAGUGACAUGUCUACUAUUUUGCUGCUGCUACAUCUACUGCCACCAUCUGCGCAAGGUCGAAAAAGGCCAGGAAAGAUGUUUACAUCUCAAGCUGUCCAUCAGCUCAUUAAAUUAAAAAAGACUGGAAUCAGUGUGCAGCAGCAUUUAGACAACAUCACCCUUAGCAGCCAGUCCUACCUUCUUGCAGUGGGAACCACACCAAGCAGCAUUCACCACUACUUCAUUGUGAUCGACAAGCAUGCACUUCCUUGCAAGGCAACUGGUUCUGUGGGAGUCUUUGACAAACUCUUUAAGGCCCAUUAUGUCUUUGGUAUGUCAUACAGUUCCUCCUUGACCAACUUUUUCACUUUUGUGCAAACUACCAUCUGCAACAUUGACAUGGGAGAAACAUAACAGGCUCACUUACCGCCCACAUUUGAUUGUCUGUGGCAGAGUUGAAUCUAAAAUGCCCGUUUUUUUUUGUUUGAUUAUUGUAUUAUUUUGAUUAUUGUUCAGAUUAUAGAUGGAAAACUGUAAUUGCUUACUGUGCCUUUAAUUACAGUUACUUGUCAAGAACAUCUCCAUGCAUAUGUAGUGAGAAAGCAUGAUUUUGUUUACUUUCAUGUGGACAACCUACAAUAUCCUAGGCCUUUUGACCUACAAAGGUCAUGUGAAGUGAAUAACUAUUCCUUAUUCAUUGUCCCAUAUUGCUU